UAUAUCAAAUUAUAUAUUUUGUCACAAUACAUUAACCAUAUGUUAUAAAAUUUUUUAAUUUGUAGAUAUUUUUCUAUAAUGGGGAAAUGCCAUAUAAAUUUUCCUAUAAAUCUUGUUGAAAAAAUUGAUAAACUCUGUGACAAUCUUUUAAAUUUAUGCAUUGAAAAUAAACAUGAUCCCACAUUUCAAUGGCAUUUUAAACAAUUACAGAAAAUUUAUUGUAUAAUUUCACAGUUAAUGAAUUUACAAGAAAAAUAUAAACUAAACUUUAAUAACAGGAAUGAAUAUUUGUCCAAAUUUAUUUUAUGGCUCAAAUUAAAUAAUUUGAAAAAUCUUGAAAAAUUUGAAAUAAAAAUGUGUGAAAAUAAAGGAUUAGGAAUAUAUUCAACAAAUUUAAUAAGAACAAAUCAAACAUUGACUAGAAUAAAUAAAAAUAUUAUAUUAGACAGUUCUUCUGAUCAUGAUUUGUCACUCAAAUCAAUUAUACAGAAUGACUUAUUACUUCAGAAAAUGCAAAAUGUCUCAUUAUCUUUGCUAUUACUAGAAGAAAUGCAUAAAAAAGAUUCAUUUUGGAAACCUUAUUUAGAUAUCUUACCACAGACGUUUAACACCCCCUUGUAUUUUAGUGAGAAUGAUUUUGAGAUCGCGAAAUCGAGUUUGUCAUUUGAUUUCAUAUAUAAUCACGUUUGCAGCAUUUCAAGGCAAUAUGUUUACAUAUAUAGAUUACUUAAAAAAUUAUCUCAAAACAAAUCGUCUCAAAACUUUAUAUUUUACGACCAUUUUACUUAUGAAGAUUACAGGUGGGCAGUAUCGUGUGUAAGCACUAGACAAAACCGCAUUGUCAAAAAGAACGAUUUCGCUAAAGAGGAAUCGAUACUGGCACUUAUUCCAUUCAUGGAUAUGUUUAAUCAUGAUGGAAAUCUUCCCAUGUCAAUUGAUUAUGAUAUCGAAAAUCAAGAUGUUAUUAUAUACGCCCCAAAAAUUUAUCAUAUUGACCAGCAAAUAUGUAUGAAUUAUGGCAACCGAUCUUCCGCACAAUAUUUGAUACAUAACGGGUUUAUACCCGACGAAAUAAAUCGCUUUGAUGAAAUAUCCUUAAAAUUUGGAUUGAAUUCAAAUGAUCCAACAUUAUUGAUUAAGAAUACAUAUCUUAAAGAAUUGAAUGAUGAAAAUAUAAUAAACGAUGCUUCCAAUGUUUUUAUAUCUUCCGACAAUUAUUCUACGUUGAUUUUAACCUUAAAUCUAGAAAAAUUUCCUUUACAAUUAACGGCUUUCAAUAUGUUAAGAAUUAUUUGUAUGACCUUAGAUGACAUUCGUAAAUUGGAGAUGUAUAGCAAUGACAAAAAGAUAAAUAAUAUUAUAUUUGAAUCCUUUGAAUUGCGUGAAAAUGAAAUUAAAUCAUGGAAGCAUUUAUUAAUUAGAACAAAACUUCUCUCUAACAGGCAUACUACUAUCUUGCAACAAUCGUCUCAUGAGAUCUCGUAUGAUUCGCACAAAUUAAUUAACAUAUUAAUCAACAGAGAAUUACAGGUUUUAUCUCAUGUCAUAUCUUUUAUUGAUGAAAAGCUAGAAUCCUUUGCUGCAUAAAAUUUGAAUAUAUUAUAUAAAUGCAUUUGUUUACACUUAUCGAAGCAUAUUAGCUUAAAAAAAUGUUAGCAAUAUUAUUAAAAUGUACUUGUGUAUAUUUAUCUUUUUUUUUAAUUAUUGUAAAAUGAACAAUUUGAUAUUAGUUAUUACCGCGUUAGUUAUUUAUAUUUCUAGAAAUAUUUAAUUUAAAGACCAUAUUAAUUUGAGAUUUUUAAAAAAUUUCGAAAAAAGAUCCAGUGGAUGAUAGCUUUUAAAUUUUAUUCAACCCAAUAAAUUGGUUCUUACAAGCUUAGAAUUGAUUUUAAGAAUAACUAAACUGUUUAACGUUUAGGAUUUAUUACAUCACAAUGUCUUACCUCUCUAAUAAUCUCUACGCCUUUCUCUAUUCAAAAUAUGACAGAUAUAUUAUAUUACAAACGCUCCCCAUUAUAGUUAUUAAAGUGAAUUUCAA
This is a messenger RNA of Gordionus sp. m RMFG-2023, 2038 nucleotides long. Its product is annotated as actin-histidine N-methyltransferase-like. Lineage: Eukaryota; Metazoa; Nematomorpha; Gordioida; Chordodea; Parachordodidae. The transcript is spliced from 12 exons. Gene Ontology annotation, biological process: peptidyl-lysine trimethylation; peptidyl-lysine monomethylation; actin modification. The record is from RefSeq and is a predicted model, not a curated record. Bases 79 to 1587 code for a protein of 502 amino acids. Gene Ontology annotation, molecular function: protein-lysine N-methyltransferase activity; protein-L-histidine N-tele-methyltransferase activity; protein binding.